Didymodactylos carnosus is the source of this 574-nucleotide messenger RNA. The record is from the annotation of a GenBank genome assembly. Lineage: Eukaryota; Metazoa; Rotifera; Eurotatoria; Philodinida; Philodinidae.
AUGAUCCUAACAAAGGGACAAGGACAAGGACAAGGACAAGGACAAGGACAAGGACAAGGACCCCACCGGAAGUCGGAGCGUUUUUACCUGCAUUUUUGUUUCUUGAUUGGGUAAUAAAAGUAUACAGAACCUACUAUAACACAAGGACAAGGACCCCACCUGCAGUCGGAGCGUUGUUGCUGCAUUGGACCCCAGGACCCCAACGAAUGACUCGGCCUUAUUCCAUACCCCCCGAAGGGGUAUGCGGCCGAGGGGUGGAUGUGACGUAUAUAGAUCGGUGGGUACCUUCUGAAGUUCGCAAGAACUUCAAAGUUUGGGUUCGAAUCCCGGGAGAUCUUUGUUGAAUAGGCGUAGAGCGAACGCGACUCUACCCGAAGUAAUCUGCUUCUCGGGGGAUAGCUCUACGCCGGUCUCUCAUGUCGGAUAUCGGUUUUCGCAUGAGCAAUUACUGCUAUACUCAGACUGGGACGGUAUACGGGAACCCACGCGUUAGAUUCAAGCAAAGACAGUAUCUAAUGAAGCCCCCAAAGGGGGCAUUUUAGAGCUGAUUUGCUUGGCUCUAGCGCGGGGGGGG